Carassius gibelio (silver crucian carp) is the source of this 4791-nucleotide messenger RNA. Its product is annotated as transmembrane protein 163-like. Gene Ontology annotation, molecular function: zinc ion binding. The record is from RefSeq and is a predicted model, not a curated record. Bases 581 to 1438 code for a protein of 285 amino acids. Gene Ontology annotation, cellular component: synaptic vesicle membrane. The transcript is spliced from 8 exons. Lineage: Eukaryota; Metazoa; Chordata; Actinopteri; Cypriniformes; Cyprinidae.
UGGAGGUUGAAUCAAUAGCCAAUAAGCGCGACCACUUUAAUGAAAUAUAAAUUUCGGGCAAAAAAAAGGCCCCUUUCCAUUAUCAGUAGUUUAGAGAUAUCACCCUUCACACAGAAACCACUUUCAAAACCAAGCAGCUUUUUUUUGGUUAACUCAUAUAUGUGACCAAACCCAUUUUGGGUUAAAUUUGUCAUCUGACUGAAGGACAGCUAUUUGUGAAAUGACUUUGACACCUGCCAAGAUCGUUUCUUAAGGCAGCACUGUGCUUUAUCGCCUAAGAUCAGAUGAUGUGCAUAAGUCAAGAUAUGUUGAAACUAGAAAGCGACACUAUCGACUCAUCCCCAUGUCAAAUUACAGUUUGGUUGGCUGCAGUUCUUGCGCUCGGAUUGGAGUUGUUCUCGGUGGGAGGGUGGAGUUGGGUGGGGGUCCGUUGCUGAUGCUGGGCAGAUUGCGUUUAUCUCCGCAUCUCUGCUCCGCUACCCUUAAUGCUGCCACUGGAUGGCUGCGCGUCUCGGUUCGACGGGAGAUAUCAUAUAUUGAGUGCUUCAUUUGAUUUCAGAAAAGAAGAAAGCAAACAAACAUGACAGACAGUACCACUUCUGAUCCGUGCCCUGUUCCCAAUCCGACUAUUGUGGACCCGUCGGCUGUACGAAACGGACAAUGCGCCGUUGCCCAGGAUCCGAACCUACCCAAAAGAGGGAGCCAGGACGAUCCUUUCAAUGUGGACCGGGACCAGGAGAUGAAAAUCACAGAUAGCGUUGAGGGCCAAGGCCUCUUGGAGAGCAGCAUGCGCCUGAAGCCUCAUGAAGCUCAGAGUUACAGGAAGAAAGCUUUGUGGGUGUCAUGGAUCUCCAUUGUGGUGACGCUCAUCCUGGCUGUGGCAGGCUUCACUGUAUCCUUCAUGAGACACAGUGCAUCAGCUUUUGGGUUUGCCUUUGACGCGACGUUAGAUGUUCUUUCCUCCAUUAUAGUGCUGUGGCGCUAUAGCAACGCGGCAGCGGUUCACUCUGCCCAUAGAGAAUACAUAGCAUGUGUGAUCCUGGGAGUGAUUUUCAUCUUGUCGUCUAUGUGUAUCUUGGGGAAGGCGAUCCAUGAUCUGGCCACCAAACUUCUUCCUGAAGUGGACGACUUCCUGUUCAGCGUUUCUAUCGUCAGUGGCAUCAUGUGUACCAUUCUUGCUGUUGCCAAGUUCAUGCUGGGAAGGAUUUUGACCAGCAGGGCCCUAAUCACUGAUGGCUUUAAUUCUAUGGUUGGAGGCGUCAUGGGGUUUUCCAUCCUCAUCAGUGCUGAGGUGUUUAGAAAUCAUCCCACCAUCUGGUACCUGGACGGAACCACUGGGGUCCUGAUUGGACUCAUCAUUCUAGCUUAUGGGGUCAAGCUGUUGAUCGACAUGGUACCACGAGUAAGACAAACUCGAAACUAUGAGCGCUUUGAAUAAUGCUGGUUUAGAAGAACAAAAAAGGCAUCAUAUGGAUCCAGUUAUCCCUCUUAGCUCCUGCUGCUCUCUCGACUCAAAUGAUACCCAAAUACAUCCAGGAAUGAUGUCUGCUGGCAGCCAGUUCAGCAUCAUGUAUUGUAGAAUCCCCACUCCGACCAGAUCCUGAUGUCCUCUUUCACUCAGCACAACAUUUAACAGAAGGAAGGAGGAAGAAGAAUGAGCUGGUCAGUGGAUCGGUGUCAUUCCUGGCACUCAAGAUAUCAUCUUGGAUGGAGUCACUGGUUUUAAGCAGAGAUCAGCAUUUACUGGUCACAUCCAUGAAAUUCUACAAUGCCACAUUUUAUGUUUUUUUUUUUCGUUCUUUCUCUUAAAUUAUGGAGGAAAACAUGAAUUUAUACUAUAUUAUUAUACUCUGUUUAAUGAAAAAUCACGUGAAUGUGUAUUUGAAACCACAUGCCUAUAAUUCGUUUAGGUCAGUUUUAGAGAUCAUCCUUCUGUUACAUCAUGUCAUCCCACCUGUUGUCCUCCAAAAUGAUUUAAUUAUACUGUAUGUUUAUAUUUUAGAGUAUAAUAGAGCUAGAGACCAGCAGUGUAGACGUAACACUCGUUUCAGUAAAGAAAGCACACAGAAAUGUACUGUAUUAGGCACAAUUACACUAAAGGUUAAAGACCACAGUUCAGGGUCAGUAAGAUAAUUAUGAAAUAUCCAUAUUGAAAAAUAGCUUCAGAAUUGACAGAAAUGGCCCAUAAUCCAUUAGUAAUCUUUUCAUACACGUUGAGAUCUUAUGAAUCAAUAGUCAAAAUGACUAAUCAGCACAAACCCCCUCAAAAUUAUAGAUGUAAGGGUUCUUGAAAGGUUAUAGCUUCCUGAUGUUGAACCAUUUCUAGCACCACAACCAGGAAAAAGACACAAACUGAAUUACAGAAAAAUUCCUGAGUCCUUUACUACUUGUCUUUUUUGCUUGAUCUGCAUACUUUGCAAUUCAAUGCAAAAUAUCUCAAUUAAUGUUUUUGCAGCACUGUUGUAUUUAUUUUAAGCAAUCAAUUAAUCUGACCUUUGCCGUGCGAUGAUCCACUGUGUUUUGCCCGUGAUUUCUGUGGCAUGCAUUGCUUUGCUGUUUGCCACUUGCUAAUGAAUUUAUCAGAUAUUCUUUUCGUGCCAAGACUGAAUGAGAUUAGAAUGGCCUGAAGUAUCGUCUGACGUAGAAAUGAUUGAUUUGGGCUCCAGCAGACAGAAUGAAUUAUUGUUGUAUUAUGGAGGGUCUGUGAGGCAGGGCAGCUUAUUCCACAAUAAAGAGCGAAUCGUUGGAAAAACAAAGCACAUUUUAGUUUCAUACGAUACUGUAACAAAACUAAUCUAUAAUAUAAUGAGUUUUUCACCUUUCAUUUGUUUCUCCACGGAGACAUUAAUCCAAAUCUUUUUAAUUUUUGACCUACAAAUCUACACUGCUGUUCAAAAGCUUUGGGGUCAGUAAGAUUUUGUGUGAGUGUUUAAAAUAACAAUAACAAUAAUAAAAAACAAAACAAAAACAUAAAAGUACUUUUAUUUAGAUGCACUAAUUUGAUCAAAAUAACAAAAGUUGUUAUUAUUUUUAUUUUUUUUGUAAAUGCUUUUCUUUUGAACUUUCUAUUCAUCAAAGGGUCCUGGAAAAUGAAUGACAGUUUUCACAAAAAUAUUAAGCAGAAAAACUUUUCAACACUGAAAAUAGUAAUAAUAAUACUACUACUAAUAAUAAUAAUAAAUGUUAGAAUGUCAGUAUAUUAGAGUGAUUUCUGAAGGAUCAUGUGACACUGAAGACUGGAGUAAUGAUGUUGAAAAUUCAGCGUAAUGUUUAAAUAGAAAACAGUUAUUUUAAAUGGUAAUAAUAAUUUACAGUAUUACAGUUUUUACUGCAUUUGUGAUCAAAUAUAUUCAGCCUAAAUUUAAAAACAUUAAAAAUUCUUACCCACCCCAACCUUGUGAAUAGUAGUGUAUUUUAAAUUCCUUUUAUCCAUAUGUGUAAAAUAAAAACGCGUAUUAAUUUGAAUUAACAUGAAUUAUUAAUUAACACAUUUUACACGACUCCCGAAGCACAGAGAUAUGUUUUUAAAUGUAAUGCUUUCUUACAAAAUGCAGUUUGUCACUGACAAUUCCAAGUACACCAACUAUCAUUCUCACAGGUUUUUUCUUAUUUGUAUUAAUUAUUUUAUUUUUUAUAGUCUCAAAUAAUUAGGAUAUAAAUGUAACUGAAUGUAAAAGACUGUGAUAAGUUCACAGCUCAGCUGCUGCACACCUACUGAUGUACAGGGGCGCCGUAACGGGGGUGUUGGGGGGGUUAGGAUGAAUCCAAGGGGCCCACGAGGGAGAGGGGGUCCAGAAACCACAGUGGCGCUCCUGCUGAUGCAUGCAUCUCCCCGAUAUUACCAGACAAUCACGAGUCAAACAAUAACAGCAGCACAGACUCCCAAAGCCUUUUGUCUACUGCUCAAUGUGAUCUCAUCUGAAGAGGGAAACUUUAAAGCAGAACAUUUCAUAUUUAUGAUCCUUCAAUAAUCAUAACAAUGUUGUUUUUAUUUAUUACUGAUUUGUGCUCAGGUGAUGCCAUUGGAGUGUUUGUGUCACAAUAAAAUAGCAUCAUUUCAUGUACGUAUCAGUGCAUUAUAACCUGAAUAUUUUUUUCAAAUUCAGUGUUCCAUAAUCCUAUAUAAACUGUACUGACUAGACUGUAUAUGUAUAGACUGCCCACGGUAACUGAUAUUUCAAUGUGCCGAAUUAAUGCUGUAUUAUUUUUUACAAAAUCUGGUAUUGAGUACUUGUAUUAUUCAGAUGUCAGGUCACAACUGCCAGACAGGCAGGUUGUUUGUUAUGAGUCAGUUGCUUUAUUCAUUCCUUUUCAUCAGGUAUAUUGUGCUAGUUUUGUAAAUCUAAGCAUGUGUUAGACUGUAAUGUACCACCAGCUGACACAUAGGAGAACAGCACUGUCUGUUCAUAGACUUCAGUGACUGUAGUUGCUUGUCCAAACAAUGGGUGAAAUUGUUACAUGUGCUUAGUUGAGGUUGUGACGAUUGUAAAAAUCAGUCUAUUCCAAAGACAAGCUGACAGCUGGAACCUGUUUUAGUUAGCUCAGGCUUGAAGUCUGUACUUAUGGUGUAGUUUAGUCUUAAGCAAUACUCACUGCUAGGCUUUGCAUGAAAAAACCACCACAUAUCUACAAAACGCUGCACAAACACUGUUACACAAGCACACGCAUGCACAAGCAAAUGCACAGGCAACACAUUUCUAAUGUCUGGCACAUAGACGAGGUUCUGAAUGUACAUUCAUUUCAAUAGUGAUACUGAUCUUUAUUUCUGUAGAACAUGUGAAAUAUGGCUUG